UUUUGCACUUUUGGAACAAGAAGCAAUUUUAGGCAUUAUGGCUGUGGAGGAUAAUAAUCUACAAGUGCUUAAUGCACUUGAUUUGGCCAAAACUCAACUUUACCAUUUUACAGCAAUUAUUAUUGCUGGAAUGGGAUUUUUUACUGAUGCUUAUGAUCUCUUUAGUAUUUCUCUUGUCACUAAAUUGCUUGGCCGUUUAUACUACACCAAACCGGAUCUUUUGAAACCCGGAACACUCCCUCCGGUCGUCUCAGCCUCCGUCACGGGUGUCGCCCUUGUUGGCACCCUAGCCGGCCAGCUGUUCUUCGGCUGGCUAGGCGACAAAAUGGGACGAAAAAAGGUCUAUGGUAUGACUUUGGUUCUCAUGGUUGUGUGUUCCGUUGCUUCAGGGCUCUCCUUAGGUAAUACCCCUAAGGGUGUUAUGACCACACUAUGUUUUUUUAGGUUUUGGCUUGGAUUUGGCAUUGGUGGCGAUUACCCUUUAUCCGCCACGAUCAUGUCUGAAUACGCUAACAAAAAGACACGUGGUGCAUUCAUAGCAGCGGUUUUCGCUAUGCAAGGGUUUGGAAUUUUGUUCAGUGGGAUAGUUGCACUUAUCACAGCAGCUGGAUUCGAUCACGCGUAUAAGGCCCCCACUUUCGCAGAAAAUGCUGCUCUAUCCACUGUGCCACAAGCCGAUUACAUUUGGCGUAUAAUUCUCAUGUUUGGAUCGUUGCCAGCUGCCCUCACUUACUACUGGCGCAUGAAAAUGCCCGAAACAGCCCGUUACACGGCUCUAGUCGCGAAAGACGCGAAAAGAGCCGCACAGGACAUGGGGAGGGUACUACAAGUUGAAAUUGAAAGCGAGGAAGCAAAAAUAGAACAAAUUUCUAGGGAUGAAAGUAAUCAAUUCGGUCUGUUUUCAUGGGAAUUCGUUAGACGCCAUGGAUUGCACCUAUUCGGAACGUGUUCCACAUGGUUUUUAUUAGAUAUUGCUUUCUACAGUCAGAAUUUGUUCCAGAAAGACGUGUUCUCCGCUGUUGGAUGGAUCCCUAAAGCCCCAACAAUGAAUGCUGUUCAGGAAGUUUACAAAAUUGCCAGAGCGCAAACAUUAAUUGCGCUCUGCAGCACGGUGCCAGGUUACUGGUUCACCGUGGCGUUUAUUGACAUUAUUGGAAGGUUCGCGAUCCAAUUGAUGGGAUUCUUCUUCAUGACUGUGUUUAUGUUUGCGAUCGCCAUCCCUUACCAUCAUUGGACAUUGGAGGCCAACCGUAUUGGAUUCAUUGUAAUGUACUCUCUUACAUUUUUCUUUGCGAAUUUUGGGCCUAACGCGACUACAUUUGUGGUCCCGGCUGAGAUUUUCCCAGCCAGGCUUCGGUCAACAUGUCAUGGGAUUUCAGCAGCUGCAGGUAAGGCUGGGGCUAUAGUGGGAGCGUAUGGAUUCCUAUACGCUGCCCAAAGUAAAGAUCCAAUGAAAACAGAUGCAGGAUAUCCAGCGGGUAUUGGAAUAAAGAACUCACUUAUUGUUCUAGGGUGUAUCAAUGCUCUAGGAAUGCUUUGUACAUUCUGUGUGCCAGAGUCAAAAGGAAAAUCUCUAGAGGAAGCAUCACAAGAAACUAUAUCUGGAGAAGCAUGAGCUCAUCAAUUGCUUGGAAAAAUCACUUGUAUUUUUUUUUUCUUUCUUUUUUAUGUUUUUGUUGGUUUAAUUUCAUUUUUCUUUGUAUUGUGUAAGCUUGUUUGUUGUU
Solanum stenotomum is the source of this 1724-nucleotide messenger RNA. RefSeq names its product low affinity inorganic phosphate transporter 1-like. The record is from RefSeq and is a predicted model, not a curated record. Bases 38 to 1615 code for a protein of 525 amino acids. Gene Ontology annotation, biological process: transmembrane transport; phosphate ion transport. Gene Ontology annotation, cellular component: membrane. Gene Ontology annotation, molecular function: phosphate transmembrane transporter activity. The transcript has a single exon. Lineage: Eukaryota; Viridiplantae; Streptophyta; Magnoliopsida; Solanales; Solanaceae.